This is a messenger RNA of Hypomesus transpacificus, 2271 nucleotides long. It is a transcript of the gene ppox, whose product is annotated as protoporphyrinogen oxidase. NCBI's taxonomy places the organism in Eukaryota, Metazoa, Chordata, Actinopteri, Osmeriformes, Osmeridae. The transcript is spliced from 13 exons. The record is from RefSeq and is a predicted model, not a curated record. Gene Ontology annotation, cellular component: mitochondrial inner membrane. Gene Ontology annotation, molecular function: protoporphyrinogen oxidase activity, oxygen as acceptor. Gene Ontology annotation, biological process: heme biosynthetic process. Bases 195 to 1625 code for a protein of 476 amino acids.
UUCUCUAAUGUGAUUGGCUUUCGAACAGAGAGAAGGAAAACUGCUUUUAAUGUUACAUCACGAAGAUCAUUCACUUACAUGAGUCAUCUUGACUUUGUGGGGUAUUUAAAUCACUAAAAAGUUUACAGUGGCCAGUUCCAGACUGAUCAGAGCUUACCUGUGUUGUGCCCCAGAGUGGGGUGUGCGAGGGCUGAAUGCAGAAGACAGUGGCUGUCCUAGGAGGGGGCAUCGGGGGCCUGUCUGCCUGUUACAGUCUCUGCAAAAGCCCACUGGUCUCUAAGAUAGUUCUGGUGGAAGGAGAUGGCAGGGUGGGGGGAUGGCUGAAUUCUACCCGGAGAGAGGACGGAGCAGUGUUUGAGCAUGGACCCAGAGGCAUAAGGCCAGCUGGAGCCGUGGGCCGGAACACCCUCAACAUGGUGGAAGAAUUGGGCCUAGAAAAUGAGGUGCUUCCUAUCACAUACGACCACAUAGCGUCUAAGAAUCGCUACCUGUAUGUUCGAGGACGGCUACACAAGAUGCCCUCCGGCCUGGGUGGAGUAAUGCGUACGGUCCCGCCAUUUUCUCGUCCCUUGGUCCAGAGUGUUCUGAAGGAGAUCUUUGUCAGCAGAGGACAAGAAGACGAUGAGUCUGUUCACUCUUUUGUCUCCCGACGCCUGGGAUCUGAGCUUGCGGACAUUGCCAUUGACAGUCUCUGUCGGGGAGUAUUCGCGGGUGACUGCAGGAAGCUGAGUGUGCGUUCCUGUUUUCCUGCCCUGUACAACGCAGAGAAAGCCAGAGGUUCCAUUGUGCUGGGAAUGAUGCUGGGCUCAGGCGUUGGCCCAGAAGUGCUCCCCUCCGCACUCGCCCAGCGGGCCUCCAAGGAGAAUUGGGCCCAGUGGUCCCUGAGAACGGGGCUCCAGAUGCUGCCUGAGGCCCUGCAGGACAGGCUCACCCAGGGGGGGCGGGUCACACUGCACAGACACAGCCCCGUGAAGGGGCUGCAACGUGAUGCCACGGGCUGGGAGAUUGAGUUAGAGGAUGGGACCAUCAAGGCUGAUCACAUCAUCGCUGCUCUUCCAGCAAAAGCUCUUGCCUCAGUGCUGCCCCCUGCUGCACAUACAUUGGCAGGGCAGCUACGGGAGAUUACCUCAGUGACGGUUGCCGUGGUGAACCUGGAGUACGAGGGUUGCAUCUUGCCUGUGAUGGGUUUUGGCCAUCUGGUUCCAUCAUCAGAAGACAGGGGGCUGCUGGGAGUGGUGUAUGAUUCAGUUCCUUUCCCUCAACACAACCGGUCUGGAGGAGAAUCAACCAGGCUGACGGUGAUGAUGGGUGGGGCCUGGUUCCAGGAAGUGUUUGGCAGUCCAGAGGAUGUGACAGAGCAUCACUUCCUAGAUACAGCCACUCAGGCAGUCCGCUCACACUUGGGUAUAACUGCAGCACCUAUCUACAGCAAGGUGGCUCUACAGAAGGACUGUAUUACUCAGUAUCAUCUGGGCCACUGGAAACGAAUAGAGAACAUGAGGAGGUACCUUAAAGAGCAUAACCUCCCUCUUACGCUGACUGGCUCAUCCUAUGAUGGCGUCUCUGUCAAUGAUGUCAUCUUUAGUGGACGGACGGCAGCACAGGGGCUUGUGGGUAAAGUGUAAUCUCCCACAAUUGGGAAGCAGGACAUCAUGUUGGAAAGAGAAUGCUGGAUGACAAUGACAUCCUAACAUACACCUGUCUAAUCCCAGACUGUUGCAAAUAGUAGCCUAAUGUACCUUUCACUGCAAACUCAUCAAGGAUUGAUUGAUUGAACUCCACAGUUAUGAAUAUUGACCAAUGUUUCAUCAUUGUGAAUCAUGUGAUCUAACAGUCAUUGUGCCUUUUAACAUGUAUCUCCACCCUAUCUGGAUGUAUACUGACAUGUCUAAUCAAGGAGUUGUACGUACUGUGUGUUACAUGUUAUCAUGUAUAACCAUAGAGUCGAUGGGGAUGUAGGCCUAUUUCACAAUGUUCCACCACUCAGGUGUGACUUCAUAACCUACAGUCAACAUAUGCUCCAGACAUGCUGUCAUUUUGGCCUGUAAAGAUACCGUAAAGAUAGAGUUUCACAUCUCUGUUUGUUAGUAAGUCCACAGAAUGAUCAAAAACAUCACACCAGAAGCUGAUUUUAUGUAUUUUGAAGUUAUAACCAUGAUGACUGAAUGAAGUAUAACGCAAAGUUAUUUAUAAAUUUAAAUAAUUUAUUGAACAAGGAUUGUGUUGUAUUUUUCUACCCUGUUGAUGAGCAAUUAAAGUAUGGCUUGAGGA